ACUGUGGUCAAUCACAACGCAAGCUAGCAGUAGCAGGCUAAUCUAAAUCUAGAUCUUCUAGUUCAAUCUAAUUCUAACCUAGAGCUGUAAAAUCUAAAUUAGAUUCCAAAUAAUGAAUUACGAACGGGAAAUAAAGUCCGAUGACCAUCAUGACAUCUUUCACUCAGUAAUAAUGACAGAAGAAUCAUCAUGGCAGAUUGGUUAUGAUGCUGGAUUUUCCGAAGGGGAAAAAAAGGGCUUUUUAGAAGGAUACAAUAUAGGUUUAGAAAAAGGACUAGAUAUUGGAAAAGAGGUAGGAUUUUAUGCAGGUUAUGCCUCACACGUCUUGAAAAUGCAAGAAGUCAACUCCAGGGCUAUCAAAGUGUGUGAGACUAUUCUACAACUUGCCUCAACCUUUGAUGAUGUUGAGCCUACAGACCAGGCAUUAGGUGAACAUUUUGCCAAGAUACAAGCCAAGUUCAAACAGCUGACAUCUUUAUCUGGCGUGCAAGCAGAAUAUAAAACCCUGUGGUCCAACAAGUUUACAGACUCCACAUUUUAAAAGACGUCUAAUGCUGCAUGAUGGCCCUGUUAAGCAAGCAUACUUUCCUCAGUGCAUCAGGUAAAAUUGAUAAGGGUCUCACCAACACAAACAAGAGAAAUCAUU
Molecule: messenger RNA, 646 nt
Organism: Physella acuta
Lineage: Eukaryota; Metazoa; Mollusca; Gastropoda; Physidae
Product: protein LTO1 homolog
Source: RefSeq, a predicted model, not a curated record